AACUACAAAACCUGUUUUCAACUGCUUGGUCAGAUUGAGUCUCACCUUCGCAAACUUUUAAAAGGGAGAUAUUUGUGCUUAAAAAAUUAUAACAAUAAUUACAUAAAUUAUUGGUCUUGCAUUUAGGAGACAACCAGAGGAGAAUCGUACCUGACUAUUAAUUCACUUAAAAAAAAAAAGAAAACAUGAGUUUUAUUCCUCUCGUCCUACUUUUAUUUGGAUUGAGCUCAACGCUGGCACAGACUACAACGCCACCUCCAAGCUGUGAAAGCAAGAAUAGCACAAGCUGUGAAGAUUGCUUGUCAACUGUGGAUUGUCUGUGGUGCAUCCAAACUAAACGAUGUAUAACAUACCCUUCCAAAACCAUCUUGCCCCCACAAUCCCUCUGCCCACUGAGUGAAGCUCGCUGGGGCCUUUGCUCAAUGAACUUCCAGAUUUUGAUCAUUACGUUGUCGGUGGCUGGUGCACUCCUCAUCAUUGGUCUUUUGGUGUGUAUCUUCUGUUGCUGCAAGUGUGAGAACAUUGGAUCCAGUCGAUUUGAGAACAGGAUGAACCGGCAGAAAGACAAAAGGAAAACAAAACAAGAGGCAAGAAAAGCCGAGUUGAAGAUCAGACAUGAUGAGAUACGGCAAAAAUAUGGUCUCAGCAGGGCAAGCCCUUAUGCCAGAUUUGAGAAUCCCAACUAAAAUUAUGGGUGCUUUGUUUUAUAGUUUGAUACUAUGGUUUCCAUGCCAACAGGAAUUAAAACCGAUAAACACCAACGUGAAUCAAAUUAGUGAUUUUUUUCAGUUGCAACCUCUUCUGUUUAGUGUAUAUAUGCAUAUAUAUAUAUAUCUGAUUAUUUCCACUGUCCAGUAUAUUUUUUCAGGUACCUUCUAAAAUGAUUUUUACUUUUUUCACUUAAUUUACUGAAAAACUGCCUGUAUGUAUUUAUUUUUGUUAAUUAAACUUAUGUGUUUUAAAGUUGUAAGAAACACAAUUUAGUCAGAUACUGAUAAGGAUUAUAUGCUGACACAGGACAUGGCCCAUACUGAAUGGGGUCAGGAUCUGGGGACUGAUAUGGCAGUGGCAUUUACGUUAUCAUUCUAAUGCUGAUUAGACUGUUCAGUGGCCAUUCAUGACAUGUGAAUGAUCGCAAUGUCAUCCUAAGAAGAAUGAAAUAAAAGAAUGUCCCAUCAUUUUAUAAAAGUAGUUGCUAAAUAAGUCUUUGUAGUCAGUGGUGUUGUAUUUUACCCUAUAAGGGGUUCACUGAAACCUAAACUAUUCUAGGAGAAUGUAACUCACUCUCAGUCAUCUGAAACAUCUUCCACUGGUUUUGAACAGCGCGAAAAGAUGACUCAUUAGUCCAUGACUGUUUUCCACCGCCUAGACCACUUUUGUGUAACUGCCUUUUCAUGCCAUGUAUUAAUACUUUCAAUAAAAUAUUUCAG
Molecule: messenger RNA, 1430 nt
Organism: Myxocyprinus asiaticus (Chinese sucker)
Lineage: Eukaryota; Metazoa; Chordata; Actinopteri; Cypriniformes; Catostomidae
Product: pituitary tumor-transforming gene 1 protein-interacting protein-like
Exons: 7
Coding region: 186-686 (166 amino acids)
Biological process (GO): protein import into nucleus
Cellular component (GO): cytoplasm; nucleus
Source: RefSeq, a predicted model, not a curated record